AUGGCUCCUUCCAAGUUGAUUGCCGCCGUGCUUGCUAGCUACCUCUCCGGGAUAGCCCUGGCAGCCCCUACUGUAACCACUAAUGUGGGCAAACCGUUUGUGAAGCGCGCCAGUAUUAAUGACGCCGCGACCGGUUACGCUAGUCAGAAUGGAGGCACUACUGGUGGCGCUGGUGGUACUACCACAACUGUAUCAUCAUACGCGGCCUUCACGUCGGCAGUGUCUGGAGAUGCCGCCAAGGUGGUGGUUGUCAGCGGCACCAUAACGAAAACUGCUGAUCAGGCCCGCGUGGGUAGCAACACCAGUAUCAUCGGCAAGAACUCGAAUGCGAAGCUUGUGAACUUUGGCAUUCUCGUCAAAGAAGAAUCCAACGUCAUCAUUCGCAAUCUAGGAAUCGAGAAGGUUCUGGCAGACAACGGAGAUGCCAUUGGAGUCCAAUACUCCAACAAUGUUUGGAUUGAUCACUGCGAUGUGUCCUCCGACAUGGAUCACGACAAGGAUUAUUAUGACGGCCUUAUCGACAUCACCCAUGCAGCUGACUAUGUCACGGUGUCCAACACGUUCCUCCAUGAUCACUGGAAAGCAUCCUUGAUCGGGCACUCAGACAGCAACGGUGAUGAGGAUACUGGCUAUCUGCAUGUUACUCAAAACAACAACUAUUGGUACAACAUCAAUUCCCGGACACCAUCGAUUCGAUUCGGCACGGGUCACUUCUACAACAGUUAUUUCGAGCAAGUGAACGACGGAAUCAAUACUCGCGAUGGUGCCCAAGUCCUUGUUGAAUCUAACACGUUCGUGGGUUGUGAUAAGCCUCUUUACUCGACUGACGCUGGCUAUGCUGUGGCAAAGGACAAUGACUUUGGUGACGGGGCGAACACUGCCGAAACUGGAACUCUGACCUCUGUCCCCUAUAGCUAUAGCCUGCUGGGAUCUGGAAAAGUUAAGAGCUCUGUCGUCGGUACUGCGGGUCAGACGCUGAGCUUUUAA
This is a messenger RNA of Penicillium canariense, 987 nucleotides long. Its product is annotated as pectate lyase family protein. Lineage: Eukaryota; Fungi; Ascomycota; Eurotiomycetes; Eurotiales; Aspergillaceae. Gene Ontology annotation, molecular function: pectate lyase activity. The coding region runs from base 1 to 987 and encodes 328 amino acids. The transcript has 5 exons. The record is from RefSeq and is a predicted model, not a curated record.